GUGCUGAGAUCUUCUCUCUUUGGUGCAGACACAGAGCAUUUUUCUAAGUGUGACUUGACUGCAUGCAACACAAAUUUUAUAAAGGACCAGCGUGGCUUCCAGUACAGCUUCCAGGGCUAUCGUCCUCUAGAUCCAGCCUGUGCUCUUGUAAAACCAAAAUUGUCUUCUGAAGUUGUAGGCCUGGAUCUGCAGUGCAAAGGAAGAAGGAGAAUCAGAAGAGAGACUAUGAAUUUUUGGAAUGUUCUUGAGGAUUCUCCAGAGUACUGUUCCUACCUGAGAUGGUGAUUUGUAUUUCAUUCUUGUGACCAGUGUGUAAGGACUCACCUCUCUGAACCUAUUCUCCCACAUUGCUGCCUUGUGUAAGAAUAGCUAUGGCCGUUGAUGAAAUUCUACAGCAUGUAGGUGACAGAGGAAGAUUUCAAAUUUUGAGGGUUGUCCUUUACAUCAUUUUAAGUUUGCUGUCAUCCCCUCAUGACAUCAUGGAAAAUUUUACAGCAGCCAUCCCCAAUCACCACUGCAAUGUAAAACUUCUUGACAAUCACAGAUCUGAAAUUAAUAUAACCAUGAACUUAACUACUGAAGCUCUGCUGAAGGUCUCCAUCCCAAUGGGCCCUGAUCAGAAACCUGAAAAAUGCCGACGCUUCCGGCACACCCAGUGGCAUUUCUUAGAUUCUAAUGUAUCAGUUCUUAACAACACUGAGCUGGAGACUGAGCCAUGCCUGGAUGGAUGGACAUAUGACCAGAGUGUUUUUACUUCCACCAUAGUUACUGAGUGGGAUUUAGUCUGUGAUUUUCGAUCAUUCAAAUACUACGCACAAGCUAUCGCUAUAGCAGGGCAUUUGGUGUCUGGUUUAGUAGGUGGCAUUUUUUCUGACAGGUUUGGAAGGAAACCAUUGCUGGCAUAUUCUUGCUUAGCCUAUGGGAUUUUGGGCAUCUGCUGUGCCUUUGCCCCCAGUUUCUUCCUUUACUGUGCUUUGAGAUUCCUGUUGUCUGCCUCCAUAAGUAAUAUUGUAAACAACUGUACUAUCCUUGUUUUAGAAGAAACCACCCCACAAUGGCAUGGCACAAUCAUAGUACUCGGUGGACUGUUCUUCAGCAUUGGCCAGUCCUGCCUUGGUGGACUUGCUUACUUGCUUUCAGACUGGCAUAUGCUGCAACUUGCUUAUGCCUUGCCCCACUUCAUAUUUUUCAUUGUUUUCUGCUGGGCACCAGAAUCAGUCAGGUGGCUAAUGACCACAGGGAAAACAGAACAAGCAAUAAAGGACCUACAGAAAAUUGCCUUCAUCAAUGGGAAGAAAGACAUUGCACAUAACCUAACUACUGAGGCUAUGCAAUCUAAACUUAAGGAAGAUCGGAAUUCAACCAGCAAACAUUUCAGAAUAAAGGACAUCAUUAUUAAUCCCACGAUGCGUAAAAUACUGAUUUGUAAUUCCAGUGUAAUGUUUGCAGCACUUUUCAGUGGUUAUGGUAUCUUGUUGGAUAUUCAAGUUUUGGGAAAGAACAUAUUCAUGAACCUGAUUCUCCUAGGAGUGACAGACAUACCCAGCAAAUUAAUUACAUAUUUUAUAAUAAGAAACGUAAGACGUCGUCCUUCAGUUGCUUUUACGCUCCUUACAAUUGGCAGUUGUAUUGCCAUCACCAUAUUUAUACCUGAAGAUAUGUAUGUCCUGCGCCUUGUUCUCUUCCUGCUGGGAAAAGGCUCUUUUGCAUCUUUCACUUGUCUGGCUAUAGCCUAUACCCAGGAACUCACACCAACAGUUCUCAGGUCCACUCUAAUUGGUGUUUAUAAUAUUGCUGCCCGCAUAGCAGCAAUAUUGUCUGCACUAGCACUUGUUACUAGGAAGUAUUUUGUACACCUUCCUUUGAUUCUCUGUGGGAUCCUACCCGUAGUGGCAACAAUCAACAUCUAUUUUCUGCCGGAGACUUUAAAUUUUCCACUGAUGGACACUAUCAAGGAUUUGGAGAAAAGGUUCGUGAAAAAAAGCGUCAGUAAAAAAGAAGAGCAAGACUUUCUGGAAACGACAGAGUGUUAAAGAAGCCCAAAUCCACAGGGCUUUCAUAAAUAUAAAACCUCCUCAUUCUGUUCUGUACUCUAGAGACUCGAUCCACUGAUGGAUAUCCAUAAAUACACUUGUUAAAUAAACCUAUUGCAAAAGCAAA
Myodes glareolus (Bank vole) is the source of this 2160-nucleotide messenger RNA. Its product is annotated as solute carrier family 22 member 22-like. Gene Ontology annotation, biological process: transmembrane transport. Gene Ontology annotation, molecular function: transmembrane transporter activity. The record is from RefSeq and is a predicted model, not a curated record. Gene Ontology annotation, cellular component: membrane. Lineage: Eukaryota; Metazoa; Chordata; Mammalia; Rodentia; Cricetidae.